UGUAAGGAGUUUAGGCGUUUUAGCUUAACGUGAAAAACCUCUCAACCUCGCUGGUCGGUGGUUCAUAACAUAAUCCCGUUGAUGGUCUGUGACAUAAUCAACGCCUCGCGCUUAUACGAUACCUCGCCUGUCCAUGAUGUACCAUAAGCCCUCGGCGUAGGAGAAAUUAAGAGAAAUGGUUUCAUUUAGAGAUUGGCCCAGAUAUAUCUAGCCUUAUUGCCUUCACUGCCACUUUGAAAUAGGUUACCUAAUUAUGCAUGCCAAUUGUCAUCAUUGACCAGGAUAGCAGCUUCAAUGUUUAACAUGAAUAUAAAUUACAGUUUAAUUUGUGCAGUUCGUAAUGGAGAUAUGGGAAGAGUGAGAAGGUUAAUUGAUGCUUAUGGUCAGUCUGCUUCAAAUGCAUGGCCGGAAGGUUACGUUUUUCUUCGUGGUGCUAUUAAAAAUGAUCAACCAGAGAUUGCCAAAUUACUUCUAAAUGGUUGCAAUGUUAUGGUUAAUAGUCGAAAUACGCUGACGGAUACACCUCUUCAUUUUGCUGUUAGAAAUGGCAACUUAGAAAUUGUUGAUAUGCUUCUAGACAGACAUGCUGAAAUCAAUGCUAAAAAUGUAGAUGGCACUACUCCACUUCACAUUGCUGUUGAAAAUGGUCAUGAGAAUCUUGUUAAGUUGCUUCUGGAACGUGGGGCUGAUGUUAAUAUUGAAGAUCGUUAUGGUAGAAGCGUACUAUAUGUUGCUGCUGCAAAUAAACACUGCAUAAUUGUCAGACGAAUUUUAGAAUUUUGUCCCGAUGUGCGCAGCAAAAGUAACAGGACAGCUCUUCAUGUUGCAGUGCGGGAGAGGUGUUGCUUGAUUGUUGAAUAUUUGCUUGAAUAUGGUUUUUAUAUAGAACGUGAAAAUGUAAAUGAUUAUGAACUGCUAGAUGCUGCUGUUACGGAAGGAUAUUUGGGAAUUGUUGAACAGCUUUUAAAAUAUGGUGCUGAUGUUGACAAAUUAACAUAUAAUAAACUUACACCUUUACAUAGAGCGACAGAAAGUAAAGUGGAGGGAGUAGUUAAUUUAUUGAUAAAUUAUGGAGCUGAUGUUAAUUAUAAAGAUAUGCAUGGAAGAACUGCCAUAUUUUACGCUGCUAGGAACACAGAUUUAAACAUUUUUUACCUGCUUUUACCUAAUUCUGAUACUAGCAUUAUUGAUAAAGAUGGACAAUCACUAUUGCAUUUUACAGCUUUGGAAACUGACGAGCUUUCUACUGAUGCUGUUGAUAAUGCUAGGGGAGCAAUUGCAAAAAUGGUUUUAAGUCAGGGUGCUAAUGUAAAUGCUCAAAAUAGAUGUGGUAACACACCUCUUCACAUUGCUGUUCAAUCAGAAUUUGUGCAGGUCAUUGAAGCUCUUUUAGAACAUAAUGCAGAUGUUGAUUGUUCCAAUCAAUGGAACAAAUCCCCACUUCACCUUUCUGCUAAACAAGGAAAUAAAGUAAUUACCGAAAUGCUUCUAAACAAAGGCGCUAAUGUCAAUGCCAGAGAAAGAAAUGGAUUAACUCCCCUUUAUAAGGCAAUUGAAGGGGGACAUAAAAAUGUUGUAGAAGUGCUACUCGAACAUGGUGCUCAUUUGGAUUGUAUGAUCAGAAAUAACUUAACACCAUUGCUGCAUUUUGCUGCUGCUCAGAGAUGUUGUGAAAUUAUUAAAACUAUGUUAAAAUUUGGAGCUGAUGUUAAUUCCAGAGAUCAUGAUGGCAGCAUAGCACUUCAUGUAGCUUCUAGGAACGGACGUAAAGAAAUUGUUUUGACUCUUUUAGAAUAUGGCGCAGACAUUAAUGUUAUAAAUAAAAAUAAUCAGACACCACUAAUCGCCGCUAACUGUACUAAAGUGUAUGUAAUUCACUAUAAUCUUAUUAAUGAAUGGGACCUUGAUAUUGAUUAUGAGCAUGAUUCAUUGGACUUGACUGGUGAUAUUCUUCAAUGCCACAUAGUGAAAAUGACUACUGCAGGUUUGUAUGUAAGCCGAGAGAAUUUAGAUGCCAUGUAUCAGUGGUAUGGCAAAAUGGAUAACUUCGAAAAUGACUGUGAGCAGGAAAUUGUGACCAUGAAGAGUGAGAAAAUUUACAAUACAAACAUAACAUUUUAUGAUAUAUUAUCAAAAGGUAUAAAUCAAUUAGUAUUAUGCAUAAGGAACGAACACAUUACAAGUGUUUUAAAACCUGAUAAUAUAGGGAAAAAAUUUCCAUUAUAUUGUAGCAUGCUACAAGAUCGUGUCCGAAAAGGUUUGGAACGGAAAAGGUUACUUGAACAAGGUGAUAGAAUUUUUCAAUUCUUACGCAAAAACCUUCCUAGUUUACCAUUACCCUGCACAGAAAGAAUAUUUAGUUAUCUGAGUAAUAAGGACUUGAAAAAUUUCAUUGGUGCUGGUGAGUGGUGAGCUCAUAAUCUGACGUGCCUUUGUGAUUCAAUCUAUAUCCUUAUGAAUUCUUAGUUAGUUUUGUAUAAUAUAUGUGCUUUAUUACAAAAAAUCUAGUGUGUUAAGUUUCAAUAAAUUUGUUUUCUCUAUUUAUUAGAGAUCCUUCCACAUCUUUCUAUUAGCUUUGAUUUUAUGUAGGCAUAGUUGCCCCGAGGACUGUAGGUAGUACCAUUGUAUGUUUAUUAUAAGUAGGUCAACAGAUGCAAUAAUGGGCUCUACAGUGAACGAGCUCCAAUAAAGUUGUGCAACAUUCCUGUAGGUUGUAGGUUUAUACCUGAACUAAAUGAGAUGUACUUGGAUGAACUGUAUAUAACUACACUUUUAAUAAUAUAAUUUACAUAAUU
Photinus pyralis (common eastern firefly) is the source of this 2795-nucleotide messenger RNA. Its product is annotated as ankyrin-1-like. The transcript has 3 exons. Lineage: Eukaryota; Metazoa; Arthropoda; Insecta; Coleoptera; Lampyridae. The record is from RefSeq and is a predicted model, not a curated record. Gene Ontology annotation, molecular function: protein binding. Bases 295 to 2412 code for a protein of 705 amino acids.